Molecule: messenger RNA, 1300 nt
Organism: Pseudovirgaria hyperparasitica
Lineage: Eukaryota; Fungi; Ascomycota; Dothideomycetes; Acrospermales; Acrospermaceae
Exons: 7
Coding region: 291-1031 (246 amino acids)
Molecular function (GO): arylformamidase activity
Source: RefSeq, a predicted model, not a curated record
CUCGAUAUAUACAGAUGUGGCAUACUGAAGUCGCAUCAGGGCUGAUUGUUUUGAACAUUACAGGUGCUUCUGCUGGUCAGUCCAGGUCACAGCUUCGACUGGGCCUGGUCUGGAGACCUGAACUAUGGAUGUCUGAAUCGCUGCUAGGCAUGUCUUGAUACGGAUACAUAGCCGAGACCCCGCAUAUCAAUCCAUACCUGUACCGAACUACUGAAUCAUCUACAUACAUAGCAACAGCAUUUCCACUACAUCAAGCAUCACUCUACUCACUUUGAAGACCAAUUGUCAGAAUGGCCCCAACCAAAAUACCACGCUUCUCCGACCUACCACUAAACAAAGACGACCCAUUCCACUCAGCAUGGGGCUUAUAUGGCAAAGACGACCAGCUCGGCACCCUCAAUCGCCUGACGGACGAGGUCGUGCUUGAGGCUGCCAAAGAGAUCAAGACCGGGGUUCGCAUCUCCCUCAACUGGCCCCUCGACGCCCAAGCCGAAACCCCCUUCUUCGCCCGCCAAGCCUUCCACCAAAACCUCUACUCCAAGCCUCCGCGCUGCGUAAACGACGAUGUCUGGACACUAAACACCCAGUCCUCCAGCCAAUGGGACGGACCCCGCCACUUCGGCUACCAGCAAGAACGCAGAUUCUACAACGGCGCGACGCUAGAGGACAUCCACAAACCCGGAAGUUCCCAUCUCGGAAUCGGAGCAUGGUCCGAAUCCAGCAUCGUCAGCCACACCAUCCUCCUCAACUACCACACCCAGCGCCUCGCGCAAACUCCCUCCCCCACGACGCCUUUUCCACGACGCCAACGAUCCCCUAACGCACCUCAAAGCCGUCGCCGAAGCACAGCGCACCGUCAUCAAACACGGCGACAUCCUCAUCAUUAUCAUUCGCUCCGGCUACAUGGCCGCGUACAACAGCACCACCCGCGGGGAGACGCUGACGACGAUGGCGAAAAGCCUACCGCACCAUGCUGGGCGGGCGUGGAGCAGUCCGAGGCCGUGCUGGAGUGGAUAUGGAUAUGGGAGUAACUUCUCGGCUGUUGCGGGCGAUUCAGCCCGAGUUUUGAGUGUUGGCUGACGUAGCGGGAUUGGCAUCUGUAUGAGGUCUUGCUUGGUGGGUGGGGGGGUGCCCGAUUGGUGAGCUGUUUGAUUUGGAGAGGCUGGGGGCGCAUUGGAAGAAGGUUGGGAGGUAUGAGUUCUUUUGUGACGAGUGAGGUUUGCAAUGUGAGUGGUUCCUGGUGGUGUGGCAAGUCCGCCUAAUAUACUUGCGAUAUUUUGACGUUAGGAGAGGAAAGUCU